AUGGCCAAUGAUCAGGUCAGCCAGCUGGACUGCCUUCGCCUCCCUAAUCUGCUCCGCAUUCAUCCGCACCCUCCCCCCCUUUCCCCCCCAUUGUCACCCCCAUCCUCCCUCAUCUCUCCCCGCAACUUCUCCCUCCUCCCGUCUUACCGCGCUCUUCCCCCCCAUCCGUUUCUCCCUUUCGAGAGCUCCAGAUUUCAGUUUUGCAUUGGUGUUGACGAGACAAGGAGGGUUUCCUUGGGCGUGGUGGCGUCUGUGACACAGGCGUUUGUUCCUGUAAGAGCGGGUGAGGUGCAGCAAUCGCUGCCGUUGAUUGGCCUCGGAGUCGCUAUCACUGUAGCUGCUGGAGCUCUUGCUGUUCGCUCGGGAUUGCAUGGUCUGGUCCAUGCGGCCGUGCUGCUGCGGCUGCAGGGUUUCUCGCAGAAGCAACAUGACCAGAGACAGCAGCAGCAGGAGCGAGAGAAGGAGCAGCAGGGGGAGGGUAGUGAGCAGAAUGGGGGAAGAAUAAACGAGCAGGAAUCACUCCAGCGUGUGAAGGACGAGAAACGGCUAGAGUUUUCAAAGAGGGCUCUCAGGAACUACCUAGACCUGCAGAAACGGGAGGUGAAACGGUCUGGCAUGGAGGGAGCUGCUCUGCGGCUCAAGAUGAGAAUGGCCAAGGCGAAUGGGAAGGAUCCUCUACCAUUCGCCCCUUUACAAGAUAAGAUGGGCCCGCGCCGAAACGUGAUGGCCGAAAUCCGGAGUGUUGUGGCCGAGGCGGUGGCAGAGGUGGUAGAAGGGGAGGAAUGCACGGUUGUGCUUGAGAGGAGUAAGGCGCAAGUGAAGGACGUAGAGAGCACCGGGGAGCCGAUGGUAGUGGAGAAGAGGGUUAUUAUGGAAAACGAUACUGGUCGAGGGGCAGAGGAGGCGGGAAGAAUGAUUGAGAUGAUGGAGAAGGGAUGGUAUGGUGGAGCUGUUGAAGCAGAGUCAGGAAGAAUGACGGGUCCUGAAGGGGACGAGUAUGGGCUGGGAGAGGUGGGGCCGGAGGUAUUUCUGGAGUGGAGUGUGGAGAAGGCUAGGGAGGCUAACGCUCAUGCUGCCAUGAGACUGCCAAUAAAUACAAAUGAAAGAGGCUAA
Messenger RNA from Closterium sp. Naga37s-1, 1113 nucleotides. Lineage: Eukaryota; Viridiplantae; Streptophyta; Zygnematophyceae; Desmidiales; Closteriaceae. The record is from the annotation of a GenBank genome assembly.